Cokeromyces recurvatus is the source of this 374-nucleotide messenger RNA. RefSeq lists its product as uncharacterized. The record is from RefSeq and is a predicted model, not a curated record. NCBI's taxonomy places the organism in Eukaryota, Fungi, Mucoromycota, Mucoromycetes, Mucorales, Mucoraceae. Bases 117 to 374 code for a protein of 85 amino acids. The transcript has 3 exons.
AGACUAUGUUCAAUAUAUGUUUGACAACAUAAAUACUAUAUUCAAUUUUUACAAUUCCAGUACUGCAAAAAAAAAGCUUCCAACUUUAUCAAGGGAGGCAAAAAGCGCAAGAAACUAUGGUCAAUAUGCUUAUAAACGGCGACACCAAAUAUAAUCGAAGUAGGAGAAACAAGAAGAGAGAAAAACUGAACAAAUGGAGGCCCAUCAAAUACAAAGAAGACAAGACGAAAGUUCCUCUGAUAGUAUUUGGAAGUGGAAUGUUCAAUAAGGAACACCAACAAGAUCAGGACGCUCAGAUGUGGGGUGAUAGGUAUUUUAUGGCGCGCGCUGAAAAGGCGAGAAACGGCUGGAUAACUUAUCACAAUCACAAUUGA